AUGGCUGCCUCUUCUCAUCCUGUUCGAUCCAUUAGUUUACCUGCUAGAUCUCAUCCAACAUCACUUAAAAUCGAAGAAACCAUUAAUAAGUUGAAGUCUCGGGAUAUUUACCAAUCUGAUUCAACUUCCUGCUAUACAUCAGGAUCUGAUAGCAUUCAGCUUGGUCUUCUUAACCUUGUUGAGUUGUAUGCUCGUGUACAAGAACUUGUUAGCUCCCUUUCAAGCCAGCACGGGAAACUUGUUGAAGAAGCCUUAGAAAGCUCGGUAUCAUUGCUUGAUACGUGUAGCAUUGCAAGAGACCUCAUCUCUGGGUUCAAGGAACAGGUCUGUGACUUACAGUCUGCUCUGCGUAGGAAAGGAAGCUCAGGUACCGAGAAAGAAAUAAAUAUUUACAUGAGUUUUAGGAAGAAGGUGUCAAAGGAAGUUUCAAGAUGCCUUAAGGUGUUGAAGCAAGCAGAAGCCAAAUAUGGAAUCACUGCUCCUCUGCUUGAUAAUGAUCCUUCUUUAGUCAAUUUGAAUAGACUUCUAAGAGAAACUUACACCGCCACAAUUGUUGUCUUUAAAUCACUCUUCUUAUUCUUGUCUACUCCAACUAAGCCAACCAAAUGGUCAUUAAUCUCAAAACUCGUCACCAAAAAUUCUAUCAGCAAGGAAGCUGUCACCCAGCUCAAUGAGGUUUCUGGUGUUGAUUCAGCCAUUCAGAAUGAGUCAAAAGUAGACGUCAUGCUAUUAAGAGGAAAAAUUCAAGCUCUAGAUUCCAGCCUUCAGAUUCUUGAGGGGGAAGUCGGCUGCCUCUUUAGGUGCUUACUACAAAAUAGAGUGUCUCUCUUGAAUAUCCUCACUCAAUCAAUUUAG
This is a messenger RNA of Spinacia oleracea (spinach), 855 nucleotides long. RefSeq lists its product as uncharacterized. The transcript has a single exon. Gene Ontology annotation, biological process: shoot system development; root development. The record is from RefSeq and is a predicted model, not a curated record. Bases 1 to 855 code for a protein of 284 amino acids. NCBI's taxonomy places the organism in Eukaryota, Viridiplantae, Streptophyta, Magnoliopsida, Caryophyllales, Amaranthaceae.